This is a messenger RNA of Porites lobata, 12899 nucleotides long. The record is from the annotation of a GenBank genome assembly. Lineage: Eukaryota; Metazoa; Cnidaria; Anthozoa; Scleractinia; Poritidae.
UUAACAUCGAACGAAGACAACUUCCUCCACCGGUGUGAAUCGUCGUAGCACGAAGCUUUCAAUUUCUUUUGUGAUUUUUGGUUUUAUUACGUUCUUUUGGGGUUAGAUAGUGCUGUUCCUUCUUCGCAGCAUGACGAAGUUUACAAACUGUUUCUGGGUAAGUUAUAUUUUACUCGUAAGAGUAUCUUUCGCUGGAAUGCGUCACUGAAUGUGUGUAGGGAUGUUUCUCUCAGCUGUCCAUGACUGCUUGCUCUGAGAUGACAUCUGUGUUUCAGCUCUUUUACUUUGUACAAUGUAUGCGAUGCGAUAAUCUAGUGUUUCGAGCGUGAAAGGUUUUGAAUUUGAAACUAUAACGACAAAUAACCGCAUCUUCGAGUACAGGGUCAUUCCUGGGAUCAUUAAUUUUUCUAUAAAGCCUGCUAAAAAUUUUCUCAUCUUUUCAAAAUCAGUGAUUCAUUUUUUCUCGUCAUGGGGCUUACGUAACUUGUAUUUUCGCCGGCAAACAAAAUUAUGAAUACAUGGCUUUCAAUAAACCUUAAUUAAGUUUUUCAGCAAUUUUUGUCUCCUUCCUCAUCUCCUCUUCCUCAUUGAUCUCCUCCCCCCCAUCAACUCCUCCCCCCCUCUCAUCUCCUUCCUCUUCCUUAUCUCCUCUUAUUUCUGCACCAAGGUAAUUAAUUAGUACUGUUAUUCACUCAAAAUAUUUCCCGAUUCUGAUUGGCUAAAAGCACACGCAUAAUUCACCAUAACCAACUACUGAUGACCAAAUUUGGAAGAAUAAUUUGCAUUUAAUGAACCAAUGACAUCACAUAUCAUCCUCCCUUGGUAAAAGAUGGUGGGGGGGUUGUCAUAAUGUACUGCUCUUGAUAAAAACAGGAUGGGUAUCAGCAUUUAUCUUUCAGCUGAGAUCACCAAGUUGAUUUCUUAUUUCACGUGAUUCUGUGUCGGGUUGUUCAAAGCUGGGUUAAACUAACCUAGGGUUACAAUGUAGUGCAGAAUUUGAAUGCAGCUAUGGUAGCUUAAAAAGCAAAUUCAGUUUAAUUCUUUUCUCUACAAUUUGAUGAUUAGAUUGCCCUAAAGAAAAUGGUGAAAAUUAUCCGAGAAAAUGUUCUUGAGCAAAAGAAUGAAAAAGGUGGAUGAAAAUUUAACCCUGGGUAAGCGCUAAUCAGCCUUCAAGCUACUGGGUCCUGACCGUAAUAUUGUUAGAUGAUUACAGUGGAGUUCUCGAGUGCGCAAAGUGCAUGUACAUGUAGUGGAGCACCAUAGAUAAGAAAAUUUGGUUACCAAUGCAUCCCUGAAAUUUUGGUAGUCAUGUGACCGUACAACCGUCCGUCCUCCCAUCCAUCCCUUUGUCUGUCCGCACCACAGAGAAGCCAAAUAAAACAUGUGAAAUGUUACAUUUCCGAGCUAGUAUGAGAGCCCGUAACCUGUGUUUAACUUGAUAAUAGACAUUGAUUAUGGUCAAGCGACGGCUGUCAAAACAGGGUAUCCACUGGCCAUCAUCUCAUUUGAAUUAGUGCAUUUCUUGCCAGUUUGUGUGAGCAACAGGUUCAAUUAAUAUUUGUACCCUGAGGCUUAGAAAAUUUAGAAAAUUUAGAAAAUUAUUGUAAGUUGCAUUGUAUUUGGAAAAUCAAGUUGCCAUAUUACUACAUGUUUUACAAUGAUAGUCUGUAACUAACACUCUUUAUCCAUGAAUUUGUUCACUCCGACAGGGCACUGACUUUAAUAGCACAGCUGGUUUUGAUGCACUGUGCAAGCGAAUGAGAGAUGGGAGACAAAUGACCCAGGAUUUGGAAGACUUUAUUAGACAAAGGUAAGACUGUGUACAAACAGUUAAUGUUCAGAACCCUGGCAUAAUGAGUGGAAUUCAAGCCCCUAUAGUUAUAAUAAAUUUGUGGUACAGGACACAAAUAAAAUUGUGACAUUCCUCACCUGUUCUAAUAAAUUAUUUUUCCAGUCCAUUAAUAGUUCUUUCCUUCCCCCGCUCUUGCCUUCUUUUGUGUGAUAUAUAAUGAUACUAUAUUUUUGGGUAAUUAAGCGCUAUACUUUGUGAAUUGGUUUUGUUAGAUACUUUAAUUUAAAGGUUAAAAAUCAACAUUAGCUAUCAGCUCGGUGGGAAAAUAAUUACUGACCAAGUUCUGAGCCCUUGCACUAAACAGGGCAUGGUUCCUGAAAGGAUGAUCACAGCACUUAUCCAGGACUGGAUUAAAAUUUUAAUCUAGCAUAGUGAUCGUAUCUUCCUAUAUUAAUUUUGAUAUCAUUUUGAGUAUCGAUCAGUUUAAGGCUAAAGAAAUACCUUGUAAACUUUUCACUUGCAUGUCCUCAGGGCUAAACAAGAAAACUGGGUCUAAAAUUUGGAUUUUUACUGAGCAAGCCCAACCAUCUUUUGAGAACCAGGCCCUUUAAGUGCAUGCUGUCCACUGAAAAGAUAUAGACACUGAGUCAUGUAUCUCUAUCUUGUGGAUAUUGUAUACUUUUACACUGUAAUAUACAGUAACAGUGAUAUUGUUACAAAUAGUUAUGGUGAGUCCUGGGACUCAUCUUGUGAAAAAUCAUGAGUCCCUGUCCAUUUAACCAAUGAGUCCCAGCUUGUUAAUAAAAAAAACAAGGACUCCUACACAUGUACUGUAAAUUGAAAAUUCUUGGGCCUUUAUGUAACCACACAGUUAAAUCUGGAGCCAGCUGAUGCCAAAACUCUUUAUUACAAGAUACUGACAUUAAAAUAUAGUCCUUAUAUAUUUAAUUUAAUUUAAAUCACAAAAAAGAAAAAAAUUAAUUUGCACCUUUAAACAUCAGAGCCCUUCAGAAAUUGAUCAUGUGAACAGGAUUAUAAUAAUUUUACCAAGAAAAAAAUCUUCAAAUCGAUCGAUUGUUGUUUGUGUCCUCCAGGACGCAUUUCAUUAUUUUCAUCUUUGGGGAUUAUUUUUAUGUGUCAGAGACACAGGGUGCAGAAGUAACAAAAUCACUGUGUAGUGUAGCUUCCUUAAUUUAAACCUUUUUCAAUUCUUGGAUUUUGAUUUUUUACCCAGUGUAUGGCAUAAUUUUAUUCUUCUUUUGAAUAACUGGGGCCAGAACCUGAUGGGGAUCUCUAUGUGGCAAAAAAAAACAAAAAAAUUGAUUUGUAACUAAUCUAAAUGUAUAUCAAUUCCCUUACUCUCCACGCUGAUAUACAGGGGUAGAGAAUAUUACAUGGCUGGGCGGAGAGACAUACAACAUUUCUCUUUAAGUGUUAGAAAACAUUUCACUCUUUUACUUCACUCACUCAUUAUUUCUUCAACAUGGGAAGAGAAAUUUUGUUUCUCCAAGGGGCCAUGUGCAAUCAUGUAAUGUUCUUUUUUUAAAAAAUUAUCUUAAUAUAUUAAUGAUCACCAGAAAUAAAUGUUACAUGUAGUUACACAAACCAUUUCACUUUAUUUUCUUUUUAGCUGCAAAAGGCGUGAUUGAUCAUGUAGCCAUAGCAACAGUGAUCUAAUUUCCACAAGACAGUGAAGAAUUAACGUGUUAUGUAAUUUGUGAAGAUAUCAUGUUUUCACGUAAAGGCUCACCUGGUAUUUCAUGUAAUUCAACAUGAUAUAUCAUAAUUAUUCUAAUAUUUUUAAUUAGGGCUGAUGCUGAGGAGAAGUAUGGAAAGGCUUUGAUAAAACUUGCAGAAGGUGCUAAAGGCAAAGAGGAGAUUGGGUAUGGAUUGAUAAGUAACUAAUGGUCCAAACUGAGAUCAACAGAUGUUAUGUUCUUACUAAUACAUUGUACAUAGUGUAUAAACAAAAAGUCACACUUUCAUCCAUUUACCUUGUAAGUCCUUUAUAAUUAGUCACAACCAUUUACUCAAUUAUUAACAAACGGGGAAAAGUAAAAUUGGCCUUGGGAAUUAAUGGGUGACCUGGUCCUGCUAUAAGUUUAGAGACCCUUCCGGUUCUCUCCCUUGUGAAUAGCUGUCAUGGUUUAAAAAAAAGUGUUCCUUUUUGGUGGAAGCAUAUGAAGCAGUUCAUAAUGUUUCAACACAUUUCCCACUGUUUAUGAGAUAAGAGAACUAUUGUGGUAACACGAGUUUGAAUGAUGGCAUGAAGCAGAUCAACCAUCUUCCUCCAUUUUGGAGUUUUAUGGUGACUGUAAUUAAUUUGGAAGUUAGAGUAUGUCAUCCUUUUGUAUUGUUAAGUUUAAUUUAUAAUUUCCAGUGAAUUUAAAAGGGGGUUAGUAAGGGGGGGAUCAGUAGGGGGUCAGUGUUUUGUCCUAACCCCGUGAAAAUCUCUUCAUCCUGACCAAUUGCCCCUUGACAAGGAGAUUUGUACAUUGUUUAUUUGUACAUUGUACAUUGUUUAUAAUCCUUAUGCAUUAUUGGCAUUCUUAAAUCAUAUUAAAUUUUUGCUCUCUUUUUGGGCCCACUUGCUGUUACUUUGUCUCCUGCAACCCACUCAAUGUAUUGUUUCCCUUCAUAAUUAUAUUAUAUCAUUCAUUUCAGGUUUUCCUUUGCUUGCCUCCUUUAAUUUGGUGAAUGUACAGUGCAACAAAAUGAAACAAAAUUAAUGUCUAUAACUGGCACAUAUAUUCAUUUAAAUAUUGCACAACUUUUUUGAAAUUUUCAGUUUACAAUGUAUUUAUGUUAUUUUUUGUAGGACCCUUAGAGAGUCUUGGGAAGUCCUUAAAACAGGUAUAAAAUUAUAUCAUCUGUAUCUGUCAAUAAACUUAUUAACCUUAUUAACUUAUUUAACAAAGUAUCACUACCUCCACCCCUCUGGAAAUCCCUUUUCUCCCAUAUGGAUAUUUUCUGAAUCCACACAAAACUGAAGGUCCAGAGUGAAUUCAAUUUAAAUUAUUGAGAACGACUAGAAGAAAACACAAACAAAAAAUAAUUAUAUUCAAUGUGCUGUAAAAAAGAAGAUGAAAUUUGAGUGUCAUUGUAUUUAGCAUGAAUUUCUUAUUAGGGACGGACACUAUUUUUAUGUCUCCGUUUAUCACUGAAUACUAGAAUUUAGUAUUCAGUAACAGUACUUUAACCCUGUAAGCCCUGAGAGUGAUCAGCAUCAAAUUUCUCCUUGUAAUAUUUAUAUCUAUAUUUUGUAAAACAGAGUAGUCAUGAGAAUUACGGACAUGAUCUUACAAAAUGAAGUUGCUUGAUAUUUUAUCAACUUCUCCCCACUACUUCUGUAGGAAAUGAAUAGGGCAACAAAUGAGAAUUCAAAUUUUGAUUUUAGGGUUUAAAGGGUUAACAGGAAUUAACAGACCUUUUUACCGAUACGGCAGCCAUAUUGAAUUGCUUCGAUUUAAGGAGUAUUAUGGGUUGCCCAUGGGGCAUGAGUACCAUCAGUUUACUCGCUUAGUAUUAGAAAUAUGGCUUUCACGUUUAAUUUCUCAGGAAAAAGGCGAUCAUUAUUAUACAUGCUAACACGGCACAACGAUCUUUUUUCCCAUUACAAUCUAAUUAUUCUAAGAAAAAUUUAAGGAAAAUGCCUCGAAAGGCGCUUGUAAAUAGUAAACAGGAUGUGCUUAUGCCUCCUGAGCAUCCCAUGAUACUCCUUAGCUCCAACAUAUUCAAUGUUGCCGCCGUAUCGGUAAAAAGGACUAUUAAACAGUCAUAAUUUAUGAAUUGCAUCCACAACAAUCAUGUACAUGUACAUCUAUUGUAUGUGAGUUGUUAUUUGCUUUUACUGUUAUGAUUGUUUAUUUUUGUCUGCAGAAACAGAAAAUAUUGGCAAAGCACAUAUUUCUCUGGCUCAGCAACUUACUGAACAACUAGAACAAUGUAUCAGUCAUUUUAGAGAAGGACAGCGCGAAAAACGGAAGAGGGUAAAAUGCCAUUAUUAAAUUUUUGAAAUACAUGUUUGUCACAUUGUUAGCAUAGUCCAUGACCAAUCGGCUCCAGUGCUUGCAGGUGACCUGUUGGGCCAGUUUUCUUGAAUUCUAAAUGUAGGUGACUCAGACCAAAAGUUGUGUCCCUCAAUGUUGUGUAAAACUGUUGUCAAUUAGUUACGUGACUUUGAAAAUAGAGAGGAGAUUACCCUGGGUGAGUUCAGAUCGAGUUAGUUGACAACAACAAUAUUAAAAUGGCCAUAAAAUAAUUGCAGUUUGGAAUCAGUUGUAGAAGAACUUAUUCACCACUUGGACGUUUUUCACGUCAGAAUUAAAAUUAAAAAAAGGUAAAAAUCGUUAUAUUGUUUUCUUGUUCAUCAAGGUUGAGGAAUCAGUUAAAAGAUCACAAAGAAACAAAAAGACUUUUUUUGACUCAAGUUUUAAGGUACGUUAGUCCUGCUGUUCAACUAAAUUCUUUCUUUAUUUAUGCAUGUGCUUAAUAUUUAGAUCGUAGUUUCCUCAUUGAAGUUAUAAUUUACUGUAGUUUUUUUUAGCACUCACCUGUGUAACAGAUUAUAUUUUCACUCGGGAAAGACGCCGAGUGCAAAAUAUGUAAGACAAUUAAGUUCGGUUGUGUUAACCUUACAACCAAAAUGGAUUUACAUGUAACAUCAGGAUUGACAAUCGAGAAGCUUAAAGAAAACAUAGCUGAACCACUGUUCUGCCUAAAAAAAUAUAUAGUAAGAAUGGACUGAGGUAAGCAUGAAUAAUGAAAUGAUCAUUGGAAUUGUCUUCCGUGUGAUAAUGAAGAAUUUUAAAUGCAGACCUUGGGGGUGUUAUCUGCCUCCCUUUCAGCCUCGUUAGAUAUUACACCCUCUUCGAUUCGGCAUAACUGUUCAUGUCAUACUCAGCCUCAUCCAAUAAUUCGUCUUAAAAUAAAUUUAAGAAUUCAAUAUUAUGCAAACUAAGAUGGUUGAUUCUCAUUAUACUCAGCUUAAACGAAAUUAUGAACAAAGAUGUCGAGAGGUGGAUGCAGCAGAUGAAGCUUUCAAAAAAUCAGUUUCUCUCGCAAGCAAGGACGAAGAAAAGGUGAUGAAAGUAAAGUGGUCAUACCUUCACUACCAAAGGCUAAAAAAAUCUAUUUGGUAUCCGGUUUAUGAACGACAACUUACUUCAUUACAGGUCAUGUUUUAACAUGGACGUUUCAAAUGCAGGUUCUGCAAAACGAUUGAUUUAAUACUAUUUUCAUUGCAGCUGUAAGUGGAUCCAUCAAUACUUCUGUAAACGUUGAGUUAUCUCAGUUUAAAGUGCUCAAAAAGAAGAUCAGUGACCGUUGUGAUCUGUAACUGAGAAGUUGCAGUUGCCAUAAUAAUCAAGAUUGACCUUUUCACAAAGUUUAAGCUGAAAAUUUUCCAGUAUAAAACUCCUUUAAUUUUUCAACAAUUUACGGUAUAUCUGAACGCGCUUAAUUAGUUGCCAAGACUUGCUUAUCAGGCGAGCUAUUCCACAGUGUUACCUUUUGUCGCUAUCACUUUUAAUUAGGUCAUUUUGUUUUCUCUACAAUUAAGUUACAUGUAUUAAAAAAAGCAGCAACAACAACUCGCCCAAUUUAAGGUAAUCCAAGACAGUCUUAAAUUCUGGAUUCCACGCCUUGGAUUUGGACUCCAGGAACUGGAUUCCAGAUUCCUUGUUAGUGGAACUUGGAAUCUGGAUUCCAUUUAUUAGUGGGAUUCUUGAUUCGUUGAGCUGUAUUCCAGAUUCCAAAGGCUAGGAUUCCGUAUUCCACAAGCGAAAAUUUGCCAGAUUCCGGAUUCCGCAAACAAGAAUUUCUCGGAUUCAAAUAACGAAACUUACAGUCGUUCGUUUUCUUGUCAAAUAGCUGAGAACUCGACUUGGCAAAGCAAAGACAGCAGUCGAACAAGCAGGUGAGAAAAUCAGUCCCAUUUCUUAAAGGAGCUGUGUCACGAAAUUUAUCAAAGUUUUAACGGUGGUAACCGCCAACAAACUGAGUGAAAUACAAAAAUAUCUGGUUAAAACUUGCAAAGAAAGUAUAAAUAACAUAGCAAAUACAAACUUGAAGAAGGCUGAAACGGAGUACAUUUGUGGUUGUCUUUCAGAUUUCAGUUUGGCGUGUUAAUUGGCGAGCACCAUCUUAUUUAGUGACCAGUUACCCGAGUCUAAGCGGACAAAAUUGUUAUCCAAGCCUCAAUUAAUCGGCGUCUUGUCCCUUCCCCAGAGGGUGGCCGCUUGAUGUUGGUUCGAAUGUACAUAAAUAUAUUUGCUAGUUUUAUUAUUAUUUUUAUUAUUAUAAUUAUAAUAAUAAUAAUUAUUAUUAUUAUUAUCAUUAUUAUCAUUUAUUUUAUUUUAUUAUUUUUUUUUAGAUUCAGCUUACCAGAAUUCAGUACGCCUACUUGAAGAUGCGCGUCUGCUGUGGGAAAAAGAAAUGGAACAAUGCUGCGAAGUAAGAUUCUUUGAUGUUUUUGCUCAUUGAAAAGUAAUUACCUCAGACAUAAUAAAUCAGUCCCUCCGUUUGCCGAAAAGCUGAAUAUAUACAGCGCCAACUGCAGUGUAAUACCGUAUUAUUAAGUUAUCACUUGUAUGGUCAUUUCCCUUGGCCUUUAUCUACCAAGUCACUGGUCCCCGAGAUGAGCUCGUCUCCCCGAAAUGUCUAUUUUCUAGUAGCGAGCAUCAUUGCGCGCAAUAUGCAGGUAAAAGCAUGGCAGUUGAUCUAUAAACUCUCUUCCCUUUCCGAAAUUGCUAGACUGAACUUAAUGGUAGGAGAUACACUGAGUCUAUUGACAUACUGUGACCCAGGCCUUUUAAAAAGAUAAUGGAGGCUGGGAGGUGAUGCAGACCAUGUAUGACCAUGUUGCCCCUUUCUUUCCGGUCAUCAUUUGCAGCGUUACUAUUACUUGAAUUAUUUUGUAGUCAUAUGACAGUUCUAGCUGUAAAACCUUUAUUACUAUCAUUAUAACUAUCAUUAUUAAUUCUAUACUCUUCCGUGUUCAAAUAGGUUUUUCAAGUCUUAGAGGAGGAAAGGAUCGCAUUUUUGCGGAAUGCCAUGUGGGUGUAUGCCAACAUUACUUCCCUAAAUUGUGUCAAGGUCGAUGAGGUGAGAAUGUUAUUAAACUUCAAAAAGGACACUGGUGUUAAUUUUUAGAGCUUAUACUAAAACUCGCAACAGUGCAAAAAUUGUUAGUUGGAUGCCGUGGGACGCCAAUGUUGGUAGCACGUACAUUGUUGACCAAGAUUAAAAUUUAGCCACAGAGCUCUCCAAGUUGUGGCAGAAGAACAAUUGUUCUAAUCAUUAUUGGAUUGCUGGGAUUCGUGAGGAGGAUCCUCAUCAAGCCUCUAAAUCUCUUUUCCAUCAAGACCGAGUUAUACAACAACAACCUGCAAAAGAGGCGAAUGCCACACGAAGAUUUUUAACUUGCUGCUUAGAGGACCAGUUGUACUCCGCCUAGUGAAGAUGAUGAUGAUGAUAAUAACAGUAAUAUAAGUAAGAUGUUGAAGGUCUAAUGGUCAUUAAGGCCUUGCCAUGAUGAUGGCGAUGAUGACGAUGAUGAUGAUGAUGAUGAUGAUGAUGAUGGCGGCUUUUUAUUAUCUUUCUUCACUCUUCCUUUCCAUUGCAAUAGGCCACUUUCACGAUGGCGUCAUUUUACUACUACAACCAGAAUCCUUCAGGGUUUUGCUUUCUUUUGCAAAUUAGGGCUUUUGUUAUUUAAUCCUCGCUGGGAUUACCAAAUUUAAAUAUGAAAGGAAAAACGUAAGGGAUUCUGGUCCUAUUAGUAAAAUGACGCCAUCGUGCAAAUGGUCUAUUAUAUUAUUAAAUGGUAAGUAUUUGAUUGUCGCAUGUCAUGUUUCCUUUGUUCUUCCUUAUUAAACAGAUUUGUGAGGAGGUAAGAAAGAGUCUUGAACACUGCGAAGUAGACUCAGACAUUCAUCUUUUUAUCAGCAUGAAGCAGACUGGAAUGGAACGGCCAGGUAAGUUAGCUUGCAAAACAUUAUCAAAUACCCUCUUACCAUCCUUUUCUCUCUUACCUACAGUAAUCUUAGAUUCAAAAUUCGUUUGGAUUUAGAAUUCCGUCAAGCAAGCCAUUCAAAUAGCACUGGUACUUAAUGUACCCUGUAUGAAAACUAGGCUGACAAAACGCUGCUUCACACUUGACUUAGGGCGGAAAUCUCUGGUAAACGUUCUACAAUUAGUGAAAACAAGAACACCGAAAAUACCUUUAGCUAUGUAAAGUGAGUAUUCAAACACCGUCAUUGCAAGUAAGGCACAUACAGUACAGUCUGAAUGAAUUGCUACUGUACUUGAAUUCACAAGAUCAGUGACUACUGAUUCUCGAGAGCUGCAAAUCGUGUCUCGCCAAAAUCAAGGCGAGACUGCUCAUUUUCCUUAACGUGGCUCACAAACAGAAUGAAUUUAAUACUUAUGUCAUCGUUAUGAUCGAAGAGUUCCGUCUUUUUCAUCAAACCAUAGUAGUUGAAUAUCCAUCACAGUACAAUGAUUUUUUUUAUUUUCAUUGUUGUUGAGGGAACUUGAUGAAGGUCCCACAUGAAUGUGAAGCGGUAUUUUUGAAGCCCAUUUCGGGUGCUGUUUAUGUCGUUUAUUGUUGAAAUACAAGAAUACAAACACAACUACAACAAAAACAAAAACAAUGAUCGAAAUUCAUUCCUUGGCGCCGAAGAUGAGGGGAAUAUAUAUAAAAGAAAUUCGUAGAGAUUCAAGGAUCAUUUCUUUUGUGCCCCUCCGCCUGGGAGCUACGUGUUUAUUUUAAUAAUUAAGAACUGGUUUAUUAACACAUUGUUUCAUUAUUGUCCACUGCAGCUCGAAUAGAAUAUGAGAAUUUUUACAUGGUGCAGUCAACACAAAAGGUAAUGCCAACGUCUAGCGGUUUCAAUAUCAGUGGUCCGAUGCCAGGAACAUUCCAGCAUUCCAAAGAAACCAACAUGGCACAACCAACCGGUACCCCGAAAUUACAUGGUCGCAGGCCCCAGAUCCCUAUCCCCGAUAUUCCUGUCCAGGCAGGUGAGUAAACCCUACUCUCCCAUGCAGGCUACAUUUUGGUCGUCACGCAAUGAUAUCUCGAAGUAUUGCGUGACAACCUAAGGAGAAGCUGCUUAGGAGACUGAGUUGACUCCGCCAAUCAUCUGGGAAAAAAAUGUUGCUAGGAAGGUUUACUUCGUGAUCUUUUCAAUCUACUUUGGGAGGGAGUUAUCUUCUCAUCAUACUUUCUUUGUGGAAGAAAUUACUUAGUUUUCCUUUUUUCUUUGUUUUAAUUUUCCUUUCGUUGCUAUCUUUGCUCUAAUGUUUUCCGGAAGGGUCAGCAAAUAUGAACAGUUACCUACAUGCUCCUGGUUAUGUUUAGUUUUCCCAUUUUUGCGGUAGUGUGGAAUUUGGCUUAUCUUACCUCAGGGAAACUGGUAAAUAACUAGAUUGUACCGUCCUGUUAUUUGCCUCAAAUAGUCCUGCACAUAAAAGUGGAAUGCUCGAUGUGAGAUGUUUCUUACCAUUUCAGUGAUAAGCCACUUAUUAAUUAUAAAGAAUCCCAGAAUAGUUCGGCAUUCUUCCAGUGAAACCACUCGCCUGCGGCUCGUGGUUCCACUUGAGUUUUGAACAUUUUAUGAUCGUUUCUAUGGUCUAUAAGAGUGCAGACCAUGGAAAGUUGAGGUCGAUUUGUUAAAUACUCCCGAAAACUGUUAUUCACGUGCCUAUGUACGCAUAAUGUAUGACAGGACAAAGGGGUGAGAUCCUUAAGACCGAGACCUUCAUUGGGAAAGCAAAGAAUACAAGCUUUUAAGCUUGUGGACUACUUAGACCUCUUAAAAGAGGUCUAUUCUCUAUUGUUUGUCGUUCUUUCGUAUUUUGCAGGGUCUUUAGAUGAAUCGAUGUAUUCCACAGUAGACGAGACAAACAAAGCAAAAAUUAAGGAACAGGUUUGUCGUGCGCAGUUUGAUUACGACGCACAAGGUGACCAGGAAUUAUCGUUCAGGGCAGGAGAUGUUAUAAAGAUUCUUUAUAAAGAGGACGAUACUUGGUGGUGUGGAGAAUUCAACGGAAAGAAGGGCAUGUUUCCAAAAGUUUUUGUAGACUUAAUGAAUCAUUGACUUGUUCCGUACGAUGGAACUACGCAAUCCAUGCAUCCGUUAAAACAACCGGGUGAAACCUGUAUUAGAUUGACACCCACGGGACUUAAAUACACAGGUUCCUUUUACUUAAAAUAUGGAAAGAAACGUUUGAAAAAAAUGAGCCAUUCGUCCGCUUAAUACAGGUUUAACUGUAUAUACUUUAGGCAAGCAAAUGGAUAAUCAAUGCUUAACACAGUUUUUUAUUAGUGAAAUCAUCUAAUCUUGGUAGUGCUGUUGUGAACGUACCAAGGCGUUUACGGUAUUUUUUUAGCUACACUAUAGUUUCAUUUAUAAGCUUAUCUCUCCUUUGAAAUACUGGUUUGGAAUCUAUGACCAGCCUUUAAAAGGACCAACAGACAGGGGCACCCAACGAGAAUAUAGUUCAAAACCACUUAAACAUUGCAUUGUUGAAUGUAUUUUAGUAUUUAAACGGUAGAUAUAGCAAUAUUUUUAUCCCCUAAAAAUUUUUUAUCUGUUCGGAUUUCCUUGCUGAAAGUCUAGUGAUCCGAAAAUUAUAGAGAUCAAAACUUACCUUUUCGAAAAUUUCAGCCAGAAAAAAGGCGCCCGAAAAUUCUAGGUGACCUUUUUAGGGUAAAAAUCCGUUAAAAAUGGGCAAUUAUACCAUUUUGGGGGCGUUCGAAAAUCCUAGGAGAGGUGGGCAAGCAAGAAAUUUAACAACAAAUGUUCCGAAAAUUCUAGAUCUCAAAUCGUCUUGCGAACAGAUAUUUUCCAAAAUUGUCGUUGGGUUCCCCUGAACAGACAAUCCAAAUUUCGUCCCAUAUGAACCAUACAAGGGUGUGGUGCAUGGAUAUAAAGGGACAAAAGUAAACAGCAUAUUUUGUUCUUAGUGCCAUCGUAGCUUAAUCAAAACUAAAACACAAACAGCGGUGAUAAACAUUGUGAACUUUCACAUUUUGAUAUAAACUCGACGUUUCGUAUGCUAGUCAACGUAUUUGUCAAUUUUGUAUACAUGUAAAUAGUCU